Messenger RNA from Passer domesticus (house sparrow), 1077 nucleotides. RefSeq names its product IQ motif and SEC7 domain-containing protein 2-like. Bases 54 to 932 code for a protein of 292 amino acids. The transcript is spliced from 5 exons. The record is from RefSeq and is a predicted model, not a curated record. NCBI's taxonomy places the organism in Eukaryota, Metazoa, Chordata, Aves, Passeriformes, Passeridae.
CUGACAUGCAAUGGGAGGAGGAACAGUGAACAAAAGGGCAGGUCUUUGGGGAAAUGGACAAGUGGAGCAAAACCAACACAUGGGAUUAUCCCAAUGGCAUUCGGCUCACGUCAGCUGUUCCAGGAGCAGAUAUCAAAGUACUCAUAAAUUUCAAUGCACCAAAUCCUCAGGACAGGAAGAAGUUUACAGAUGAUUUGAGGGAAUCAAUUGCAGAAGUUCAAGAAAUGGAAAAGCACAGAAUAGAGUGUAAGUACAAAGCCGAGCUGGAGAAGCAGAAGGGGGUGGUGCGUCCCAGCAUGUCGCAGUGCUCCAGCCUGAAGAAGGACUCCGGGAACGGGACCCUGCCCCGGGCGUGCCUGGACGACAGCUACGCCGGCGGCGAGGGGCUGAAGCGGAGCGCGCUCAGCUCCUCCCUGCGCGACCUGUCCGAAGCAGGCAAGCGUGGGCGACGCAGCAGUGCAGGAUCGCUAGGCAGCAAUAUGGAAGGGUCCAUCAUUAGCAGUCCUCACAUGCGCCGAAGAGCUACAUCAACCCGAGAGUGUCCAUCUCGCCCUCACCAGACUAUGCCCAACUCCUCCUCACUCCUAGGGUCCCUGUUCGGUAGCAAGAGGGGCAAGCCCCCCUCGCAGAGCCACGCGGCCGCGCAGACCCCGCACCACGCGGAGGGCGCGGCCGCCACGCCGCACCCGCACCACGCGCAGUUCUGCCACCAGAACCCGCCGCCCUACCACCACCACCACCACUACCACCCGCCCCUGCACCCGCACCCGCACCAGUACCACCAGCACGGGCACGGCCACGGGCACGGCCCCUACCUGCCGCACGCCCCGCACCACGGCCCGCACCACGGCCCGCACCACCACGGGCCGCCCCCGCCGCCCGCCGCCGCCAGCACCAAGCCCAAACACAGCGGCAUCAGCACCAUAGUCUAGGCCUAAAGACCCUCCUCGUGACUCUAGUUCCAAACCCAGCUGCAAAGGCACUUAGAGGAAGCAACAAAAUCACACCGUCAGUUUUUACCCAGGCCGUUUAAUGAGCUUAAAGGCUUGCUGUUACUAAAUAAAAUAAUUCCAGUUA